Penicillium expansum is the source of this 2346-nucleotide messenger RNA. RefSeq names its product OPT family oligopeptide transporter. The record is from RefSeq and is a predicted model, not a curated record. Bases 1 to 2346 code for a protein of 781 amino acids. The transcript is spliced from 2 exons. Gene Ontology annotation, molecular function: oligopeptide transmembrane transporter activity. Gene Ontology annotation, cellular component: fungal-type vacuole membrane. Lineage: Eukaryota; Fungi; Ascomycota; Eurotiomycetes; Eurotiales; Aspergillaceae.
AUGGACGGCAAUGCCUCCGAAGAGCGCCACCGCACUGGGGGAAGGCCAGGCUUGGACCAACGGCCUACAGAUCCUAUCGAUGAUCCCACACCAAACAACCAAGCUCCCGCCACCCCUCAGAGCUUCACCCCGCGCUCACUUCUCGUCGGUCUUAUUAUUGGUGCCCUCAUCACCUUCUCAAAUACCUACUUUGGCUUGCAGACAGGAUGGAUCAGCACAAUGGCCAUGCCCUCAGCCUUGAUUGGCUUUUCGGUCUUCAAGGUUCUAUCCAAGCACCUGUCUUUUCCCUUCACACCGGUAGAGAACGUCUUGAUACAAACGGUUGCUGGCGCAGUGGGAACGAUGCCACUUGGAUGCGGAUUUGUUGGCGUCAUCCCUGCUCUGGAGUUUUUGUUGAAGCCUGGCGAAGAUGGACCUGAAGGCGACGGCGGAGAAGGUGAAGGAGGUCCUUUGAAACUCGGCUUCUGGAAGUUGGUUAUCUGGAGUCUGGGAGUCUGUCUCUUUGGUGUGGUAUUUGCGGUCCCACUGCGAAAAGAGGUCAUCGUUCGAGAGAAGCUGCGGUUUCCGAGUGGUACCGCCUCAGCGUUGAUGCUCAAGGUCUUGCAUGGCUCUGGAAGCAACGAAAAGGUUAUAGCACCAGAGAGUUCCCGUGCUGGAAUUCUGAGCACAGAGGCCGAAGCAGCUGGUCAAUCGCAAGAAGACACAGGCCUCUUGAAGGAUGGCGAUGCUGAAGAUCAAGCUUCCAAGGAGCAAGAUUGGCGUUCGAAGAUGCGCAUCUUAGUUGGAUCGUUUACAGUAUCAGGUACUCUUUUCUCCUACUUUGUCCCUCUAGUCCAUGCCAUCCCUCUGUUUGGCGCGGGCAUGGCGAAGAACUGGCUGUGGACCCUUAAUCCUUCGCCCGCAUAUAUCGGCCAAGGUAUAAUUAUGGGCCCAUCAACGUGCAUGCACAUGCUUUUCGGGGCAGUCUUGGGGUGGGGCGUCCUAUCACCGCUGGCUAAGACCCGCGGUUGGGCUCCCGGCCCGGUUAAUAACUGGGACGAUGGCAGCAAAGCAUGGAUUGUCUGGAUAUCGCUAGCUAUCAUGCUUGCCGAUUCACUUGUUAGUCUUGGGUGGCUGGUGCUCAAGCCCAUCGUGAAACACUCUCCAAGAUGGAUAGCUAGGCUCCGAUCCACUCGCGCUGGUCAGUGGCUUACACUUCGACUGCAAUCUUCUCAGCACUCAUAUAUCAACUACUCCGCUUUGGAGUCAGAAUCUCAUCUUUUGCCUCAUGACAACGAUGACGCCCACCACGCACUAACAUCUACAAGCGAAGAGGAAGAGGAAGAGGAAGAUGCGCCGCCAUCUCAACUCAUCUCAACUCGCACUGUAGUGAUUUUGCUUCCCCUAACUCUGCUCCUGAAUGUCGUGUGCAUGCACUUUGUCUUCGGUGAAAUCAUUUCCCCCUUUCUAUCGACAUUAGCGACUCUACUCGCAGUUCUCCUGUCCAUUAUGGGUGUCCGAGCUCUCGGCGAGACCGACCUCAACCCAGUUUCGGGUAUCAGCAAGCUGACACAACUUCUCUUUUCACUGGCCACGCCAGCAUCCCAUUUCUCCAGACGCACCGCACUAGUGACCAACCUGCUCGCCGGUGCGGUCUCCGAGUCAGGAGCUCUGCAAGCCGGUGAUAUGAUGCAGGAUUUGAAGACCGGCCAUCUACUCGGGGCAAGCCCCAAGGCCCAGUUUUAUGGCCAGAUAAUCGGCAGUCUUGUGGGUGCAGUUCUCUCAACCGCCGUAUACAAAUUAUACGUGAACGUCUAUGAAGUCCCGGGCGAAAUGUUCCAGACACCUACCGCAUAUGUCUGGAUUUUCACUGCUCGCCUUGUGACUGGUCAAGGGCUGCCCAACAUGGCUGGACAAGUCUCUCUCAUUGCUGGUAUCGUGUGGGCAUUCCUUACCGCGCUAAGGAUCGCAGCUGCAUCCCCUGCCUUUGCACGCAAUGGGAAACCCCCUGCUUGGAGAGCUUGGAUCCCCGGCGGUAUUGCUGUUGCCGUUGGCAUAUUUAACGAGCCGUCAUUUACCCUGGCGAGAGCUAUCGGUGGCAUUAUUGCAUGGUGGUGGGCGCGCAAGCACUCCGAAUCGAAGACAGAUCAGCAAGUGGCCAAUGGAAAUGCCACUAGCAUGGGAUCUUCUAUAGAGACUGAGCUGCAGGAUGGGCAAAGGUCAUCGGAAACAGCCGAUCAGGCAUCUGAAAAAGCAGAUGCCGCCUCCUCGACUGUUGUUGUCCUUGCCUCCGGCCUCAUUUUGGGUGAAGGUAUCAUGAGCAUUGUGAACCUUCUUCUUGCAAGCGGACGUGUUCCACAUCUCUGA